Molecule: messenger RNA, 2573 nt
Organism: Salpingoeca rosetta
Lineage: Eukaryota; Choanoflagellata; Craspedida; Salpingoecidae
Product: P protein
Exons: 13
Biological process (GO): transmembrane transport
Cellular component (GO): membrane
Source: RefSeq, a predicted model, not a curated record
AGAAGCAAAAGCAGAGCAGCGAGAUGGAAAUGCAAGGGAAAGGAGAGGAGGAGGCGAUGACCACUCAGGCGUCAGCGUCCUCUGGAUCACCCGUGCUAUCCCCUCCACGAGCGAAGGAGACGCGCCUGGACGAUACGCCGCCGCCGCUGGCAAGCCUCCAGGAUGACACGGGGCUUGGCGGCCUGACGUUCGACGAUGGUGAUGACGACGACGAUGACUAUGAGGAUGGUGGAGGUGGCGGUGAUUUCGGCGACAAUGCCGCCCACGGAUCGCAGGUGGGAGUGGAUGUGGGAUCGAUGCUGGGAAGUGCCAUGUCUGGAGGCGCACCCAACCUGCGCAAGCGCGUGAGCUCUGUCAACGGCCCUGACGAGUUUGCUGAUGCUGUUGAUGUCUCUCCCAAUGCACAGUUCUAUCAACACCAGGCCCAACAGCAGCAACAGCAGCGGCAGCGGCACGGCCGGGGUAACCGUGGGCGGGAAUCAGACUUUUACAUCACGGUUGAGCCCGCAUCCACAUCGUAUGGCACAGAUGGCAGCGGCAGCAGCAAUCGCUCCUCGGGGCGGUCAGACACACCGUCCUCAGCACAUGCCGCGAACGCGGCAGCCGCCGAGGGCAGUGCAUAUCCGCCGCGAAAGGACCACGAGCGUGUGCCGCUGCUGUCAACGCCAGGCGGCUUGGACUCGGACCCGUCGGUCUCCAAAUCCAACACCGCUGGUGGCGAUGAUGAGCGGCAGGGCUUCUGGCAAACGCUGUACCUCGGCUGCUUGAAGCGUGACCGCAAGGCGCUGUUGUCGCUGCUGCAGUCACUGCUGCUUGUGCUGGUGCUGGUGCUGGCCAUUGUCCCGUUUGCCAUGAUGACGGAGAUUGACGAGAGCGGGCACCUGUACACCGUCAGCGACGGCCAGCAAACACUGAUUGAUUUGUCAUCUUCGCGGACCGUGGUCGACGUAGAGUUUAGAACUGUGGCGAAUGGCACCGGGAACUUGACCGUGACGAUAUGGGACGAGGACGGCGUUGCUGACGACCGAACCGUGAUGCUCUCUGAGAGCAACGGGGUGGACAACAUUGUGCUUCGGUUUGACCUGGCCGCACGUCCGCACCAGCUCGGGCUUGAAGGCACGGGAUCAGGCACCAUCCCCGUCCUCCUCUUCCUCCGAUACUCCCCAGAACUCAUCAAAUACGAGGUCAUAUUCGCGGCGGCCAUUCUCAUCUUUGUGUAUGUCCUCAUCAUCUUUGAGCUCAUCCAUCGCGCACUCGCUGCGAUGCUGGGGUCGUUUAUCGCGCUGGGCGUGCUGUCUGUUCUUGGCAAGCAGCCGCCACUGGAGGUCAUUGUCGGCUGGAUCGACUACGAGACAGUCAUGCUGCUCUUCGGCAUGAUGGUCAUCGUCGGUAUCUUCUCCGACACGGGCGUGUUUGAGUGGGCGGCCGUUAAGGCGUACCGGCUCAGCCGCGGCCACACCUGGCGCCUCCUCACGUACCUGUGCAUCAUCUCCGCCAUUGUGUCUGCGUUUCUGGACAACGUGACGACGAUUCUGCUGCUGACGCCCGUCACCAUCCGCAUCUGCGAGGUGAUUGGUCUCGACCCGGUCCCCGUCCUCCUAGCAGAAGUCUUCUUCUCAAACAUCGGCGGGACUGCGACGGCUGUCGGCGAUCCACCAAACGUCAUCAUUGUCUCGUCCAACUGGGAGACAGACCGGGAGAAGGACAUCCAGUUUGCCGAGUUCACCGGACACAUGUUCCUGGGCAUCAUCUUCGUGUCCGUCGCGUCAUUCUUCUGCCUCAAGUUUAUGUUUCGCAAUGAGCCCCUCGAUAACCCAGACCCGCCACGCGUCGCCGAGCUCAAGCGAGAGAUUGACAUCUGGAAGCGCACGCAGCGAAAACUGCAUGGCACGGAGGACGAGCGGACAGUGGCGCAGCAGCUGCAGACGAAGAUUGAGGAAUGCAACCGGGCAAUGGAGGAUGCGCUUGCAAACGUGCAGCAGACUUGGGAAGAGAAGGUGGCGGAGAUGGAACGACAAAGCCCCAUAAAGAGCCGUGAACUGCUCUGGAACUCAAGCACCGUCCUUGGGAUUGUCAUCAUCCUCUUCUUUGUCCACUCUGUCCCCUCUGUGCACCUCGGCCUUGGCUGGAUCGCAAUCCUUGGCGCCAUCUGCCUGCUGCUGCUGACGGGCGCACACGAUCUGGACGAGCUGCUGGAGCGGAUUGAGUGGGGCACGCUCCUCUUCUUCGCGGCGCUCUUCAUCCUCAUGGAGGCGCUGGCUGAGCUGCGGCUGAUUGACUUUAUCGGAGAGCAGACGUCGCUGCUGAUUGAACAGCUACCGGCCGACUCGCGCCUUGCCGUGUCCAUCAUCCUCGUCCUCUGGAUCUCCGCCCUCGCGUCGUCCUUCAUCGACAACAUCCCCUUCACCACUGCAAUGAUUCCCGUGAUCAAGAGCAUUGCGGCGGACGAGAAGAUUGACCUGCCCCUGCGCCCGCUCGUGUGGGCGCUUGCCUUUGGCGCGUGUCUUGGUGGCAACGGCACCCUCAUUGGCGCGUCAGCCAACGUUGUUUGUGCCGGUCUGGCAGAACGGGUG